GAAAGCUGGAGCUGGUGUCCCUCGGACUAUCCAGCUUCAGUACCCCUCAUAAAGCUCUUUUUUCGCCCUUACUUACCUUUACACAACUCUCUUCUCCUCUGUAUGUUUCGAUCGCUUGUAGUGCGCUCUUCUUUCGUCUUUGCUAAACCUUCGAGAUUACUGUCUUGUGCUACUUAUUUCCGCACUUAUUCUUCUGCGACAUUCGGCAACAUGGCGAGCUUGGGUGGACAUUCAAAGAAGCACAAGGUGACCAUUGUGGGAUCCGGUAACUGGGGCUCAACAAUUGCCAAGAUCGUCGCUGAAAACACACGCGCCAACAAAGAUCUCUUCGAGGAAGAUGUCCAGAUGUGGGUCUACGAGGAGGACGUGACGAUUACCAAGGACUCCAAAUUAUAUGACGAAACCACCGGCGACAAGCCCCAGAAACUCACAGAAGUCAUCAACAAGCACCACGAGAACGUAAAGUACCUGCCCGGUAUUCCUCUGCCCUCAAACAUCAUCGCCAACCCCGACAUCCGCGACGCUGUCAAGGACUCCACCAUCCUCGUCUUCAACUUGCCCCAUCAGUUCAUCGCAAACGUCUGCAAGCAGGUCAAUGGCCACAUUCUUCCCUAUGCGAGGGGAAUCAGCUGUAUCAAGGGUGUCAAUGUCACUGAUGACGGUAUCAGCCUGUUCAGCGAGUGGAUUGGCGAUGGACUAGGCAUUUACUGUGGUGCCCUCAGUGGUGCCAACUUGGCUCGUGAAAUUGCUGAAGAGAAGUGGUCAGAGACUACUAUUGCUUACGAUCCUCCUGCUCUCGAUAACAGCAGAGCUCCUACACCACGAACCGGUAGCCCCAACCCUACAAUUGGCGAGCUCCCUGAGAUGCAGCACAAGGAUGUUCGAGGCCGAACUUCCAAGACCAAGCUCACCGCUGUGCCAGCCGAUUAUCCUCCUCUGGAUCAGGAUUGCUUCCGAACUCUCUUCCACCGACCUUACUUCCACGUCCAGAUGGUCUCCGAUGUCGCGGGUGUAUCUCUGAGCGGUGCCUUGAAGAACGUAGUUGCUCUCGCAGCUGGUUUCGUUGACGGUCGUGGUUGGGGUGAUAACGCAAAGGCAGCCAUCAUGCGCGUCGGUCUCAUGGAAAUGGUCAAGUUCGGCAAGGAAUUCUUCGGCGAGACCGUCCACACAGCUACCUUUACCGAAUCCUCCGCCGGUGUCGCCGAUCUCAUCACAUCCUGCUCCGGUGGUCGUAACUUCCGCUGUGCUAAGAAGGCGGUCGAGAAGGGAAUCUCCGUGCAAGAGGUUGAGAAGCAAGAUCUCAACGGACAGAAGAUCCAGGGUACCACCACCGCAGAGGAGGUGAACAGCUUCCUCAAGGCUCGCGGUCUAGAGUCGGAGUAUCCGCUGUUCACGGCGGUGAAUGCCAUUCUCAACGGACAGGCCAAGGUGGACGACAUCCCCCAUCUUGUGCAGGAUUCUUGAUUUUGAAAGAUGAAAUAUUUAGCGAGUGUAUCGUUGAUUGUAUGUAUGCACUGUGGCGUUUGUAUGGCUUGUGCGGUUCUACAUGGUUUACCCGGAUCAGGAGGGCAUGGGCAGUGAUUUAGAGUCAUGAGUGAUUGUGCUGUACUUUGCUGAGUGGGAGGGUCUGACAUAUACAUGAAAAUGAACAUAGAAAUGAUAUUUAUUUACGAAUACAGUUAUUCUUUGUGAAUGCCU
Fusarium verticillioides 7600 is the source of this 1698-nucleotide messenger RNA. RefSeq names its product glycerol-3-phosphate dehydrogenase [NAD+]. Gene Ontology annotation, molecular function: glycerol-3-phosphate dehydrogenase [NAD(P)+] activity; NAD binding. NCBI's taxonomy places the organism in Eukaryota, Fungi, Ascomycota, Sordariomycetes, Hypocreales, Nectriaceae. The transcript is spliced from 2 exons. Bases 103 to 1464 code for a protein of 453 amino acids. Gene Ontology annotation, cellular component: glycerol-3-phosphate dehydrogenase (FAD) complex; nucleus; cytosol. The record is from RefSeq and is a predicted model, not a curated record. Gene Ontology annotation, biological process: glycerol-3-phosphate catabolic process; carbohydrate metabolic process.